Staurois parvus is the source of this 234-nucleotide messenger RNA. Lineage: Eukaryota; Metazoa; Chordata; Amphibia; Anura; Ranidae. The record is from the annotation of a GenBank genome assembly.
GGGCCCGGGGUCAGUAGGGGGCACCAUGAGGUGCCCCUGGUACCUUUUUCAUAGGCUUUUAUGAGUUUGGGCCAGGACACAGGGGCCCCAUGAUCCCCUAUUGCCCGGGGGCCCCAUGAGUUGUCAGUCCGCCCCUGUUUCCAAAUGGUCAGUCCACCCCGUGCCUGCCCAUAUGGGAGGUACAGGCAGACAGUAUACUGACAUGUGCAGCAGCCCAUAGCAACCAAUCAGAAU